UAAGUAAUGCUCAAACUUAUAAACAAUUUUGAAAGAUGCGUAUGUACAAAGCUUUUUAUUGAGAAUAAUUUGUUCUUGUAAAUUUUCCAUAAUUUUUGACCUAAAAUGGAAAGCCACUUUUGAUUUCACGAUAGAGGAGUUAUUGGUUGUAUGUAUUCUGUAAAGGGUCAUCAGGGAACGGGCAAUACUGACCCAAUUAGAAACACCGGAAUCUGCAUCAUUAAUUAACAUUUGAAGAGCUCUGUACGCAUAUCUGGAGAAAUCGAGAUUUAUUAAACGAAUAUAAAAUUUUAAGAUGUUAAUAUGUCUAUGUUCAAGCAACGAACAACGUCCCAACUCCGCAUAAACCCCAAGAGACGUUGUAGAUCCUUUAACACCUAGGGUUGACUUGCAAGCCAUGAGAUGAAUUUUUUCCAGGCAUUCCCAUGUACCAAAUAUCCCCAUACGUCAGUGGCAUAAUUUAGGAUAGGAAGUAUUGUACUGUCUAAUAAAAAUAGAAACAGUCCUGGGUUGAAACCAUCCCAUUCGUUGCUUUUGGACAAGAGAGCAAAGUAAGAUUUUUGAGCUUUUUGCUUAAUUAUAUCAACAUGAGCACUGUAGGAACCAUUAAAUUUAAAAGUAACUGCAAGGUAUUUUACUCAUUGCAUUCUUUGAUCUCUUUAUCGUCAAAUUUCCAAAUUUUGCAUGCCUUAGAUUUUUUCUUGUUUUUUCUUAUAACCAUUAUCUUGGUUUUGGAAGUAUUUAUCUCCAUAUUAAUGGACAAGCAGAACUGGUUUAGCUCGUUAAACUGGGAUUGCAGAUAUACCCCAUUUACUUUGCUUUCUAGUGGUUAGAUAUGACGUAAACCAAGUAAGUUCUAGGUUUUCAACACCAUACUUUCUCAACUUUGCAAGUAAAAUGUCAUGGCGGGAAAAGGGAAGUGCAUGUGUGAGAGUUUGUAGUCAAGGUCAUUCAUUAUUGAUGGCCUCAUUCAUCUUUCAUUAGCACGGCAAUCAAUUCGUUUCUGUUCCUGAUCACCUGAUGUCUAUUUUCACUUUGGCCCGGAAACUGCGAAGGAGAUUUUCCCGGUUUACAAGCCAGGGCCUAACUGUGUGUCAAUAGUAGGUUGAAAUCAAUCACAGCUAACCUAUUACUUGAUUUCUAAUAAGCAAAACAAUAGGAAUCAACAGAUUUGAUGAUGUGAUGUCCUAGAUCCAGGUUAAUUGCAGCUUAUUACAUGGUAUUUUGAGAUGACAUCACAGCUUGAAUUUUACGUCAACGGGCAGAAAAUCGUGGAGAAAAAACCUGACCCAGAAUGGACUCUGUUGUUCUAUUUACGAGAAAAACUAAGCUUAUGUGGAACAAAACUGGGAUGUGGGGAGGGUGGCUGUGGUGCUUGCACUGUGAUGGUGUCGAUGUACGAGAAGGAGACGAAGACGAUUAAGCACAUGUCGGUGAACGCUUGCCUUGCUCCUGUUUGUGCGAUGCAUGGCCUAGCUGUUACUACAGUUGAAGGCAUCGGUAGCACGAAAACAAAACUUCAUGCAAUACAAGAAAGAAUGUCGAAGAUGCAUGCCUCACAGUGUGGAUUUUGUACGCCAGGAAUUGUGAUGUCCAUGUACACCCUUCUGCGGAAUACACCAAAACCAUGUAUGGCUGAUGUUGAGGAGUAUUUCAAGGGGAAUCUCUGUCGUUGCACUGGCUACCGACCGAUUCUCGAGGCGAUGAAAACCUUUUGUAUUGCAGAGACGAAAGAAAGGCCAAAUGAAAAUGAAGAGUGUGACGGCGGAGAAAGCAGCAUGGUAAACAAGAUGAAUGAAUUCACGAUUGGCUUCUCUGAAAACUGUGAAGGUACAAAUGGCGAAAUUGGCAAUUCUUUAGAGAAACAAUCGCCAAAUGCUGAUAUUGAUCAUUUGAAAGAAGCACAAUUGGCAGCAAUGGAAAAUACCAAGGUGCAGAUGAAUGGGUUUCCUGAUAUGCAGGACAACAGAAACAGUUGUUGUGGAGCAGGUGAGAAUUGUUGCAAAAAGUCGACAGCUCCUGACAAAUGUACCGGCAUUAAAUUGAAGGAAUCUCUUGAAGUACCUGAUGUCACUUCUCUCAAAUUUAUUCCAUACGACCCAAGUCAAGAGCCAAUUUUCCCACCCAGUCUGCUCCUUUCCAAUGGAAUAAAAUCAGAGAGUUUGCUUUUCCAAGGCGAAAGAGUCACCUGGUACAGACCAACAACUCUAAAUGAACUAUUGUCAUUGAAGGAGCAGUUUCCAUACGCAAAGAUCGUUGUUGGCAAUACUGAAGUAGGACUUGAGACCAAGUUCAAGCACCUUGAAUAUCCUGUUUUGAUACACCCAAGUCACAUUAAGGAGUUGAAAGAAAUAUCUAUCCUGGAAAAUGGUGUGACAUUUGGGGCUUCAGUGACUCUUGUUGAAAUGGAAACUGUCUGUCGAAGAAUGAUCGAAAAACUACCGGCCUACAAAACCAGAGUGUUCAGUGCUUUUGUUGAAAUGAUGCAAUGGUUUUCAGGAAAACAAAUACGAUACGUCGCAGCAGUAGGUGGAAAUAUCAUGACUGGCAGCCCAAUAUCUGACCUUGUUCCAAUUUUUAUGGCCUCUAAAUGCCGACUUGAUGUAGCAUGCAAGAAUGAACAAAGGUCGCUGGAAAUGAAUGAAAAGUUUUACGUUGGCUAUCGAAAGACGUGCCUCAAAACAGAAGAAGUAUUAGUAUCCAUCACUCUACCAUUCACUGAAACCAACGAAUAUUUUCAAGCUUAUAAACAAGCAAAAAGACGCGAUGACGAUAUUGCAAUUGUAAAUGCAGCUUUCAGAAUGGUAGUGGAAGGAGCUUUGGUUAAGGACGCUACAUUCUGUUAUGGAGGACUUGCACCUACUUCAAAAUUGGCACUUAAAACUAUGGAGCUUCUUCAAGGGAAACAAUUAGGAGACGGAACUCUUGAAGCAACAUUGCGGGCAAUUUGUUCUGAGUUCAAUUUGCCUCCAAAUGCUCCAGGGGGUAUGGUACGUUACAGAAGAUCAUUGGCAAUGAGCUUGUUUUUCAAGUUUUUCCUUCACGUUGCAGAAGAGAUAAAUGUUUCGACGUCUGGUCUAUUGAAACAUUGCUCCAGUGCGACAAAGAAGUUCCACAAAGGUGUAAUUAAAAGCCAUCAGUUCUUUAAACUGUCUGAUGGGGAGAAAAAGGUAGUCGGAAAGCCGAUACCACACAAAUCAGGUGAUCUGCACACGACAGGAGAAGCCGUGUAUGUAGACGAUAUGGCCAAGACGAAAGGCGAGCUUGAAUUGGUGUUUGUCACAAGCACAAAACCCCACGCCAAGAUCCUGGACAUAGACCCAUCUGAAGCAUUGCUUAUUGAUGGGGUUGUUGAUUUUGUGAGCCACAAAGAUUUAUCCCCAGAACGAAAUUUAACUGGAAUUCCUGAUUUUUCAAAUGAUGAAGAAUUGUUUGCAUCCAAAGUCGUGCACUGUGUUGGGCAAGUGAUUGGUGCUGUUGUUGCAACUGACAAAAACAUUGCAAGAAGAGCUGCAAACAAGGUAAAAGUUUCUUAUGAAGAACUGCCUGCAAUCGUCACAAUAGAACAGGCAAUUGCGGCUAAUUCGUAUUAUGGUGACUUGAUUGAGUUGAAGCGUGGAAACGUACAAGAGGAAUUUGAUAAAUGCGACCACAUCAUAGAAGGGACAAUGAGAACUGGGGCGCAGGAGCAUUUUUAUUUUGAGACCCAAACAUGCAUUGCAUUUCCUUUGAAUGAGAAUGAAGAAAUCAUAAUUUAUUCUGCCACCCAGUCCCCGUCUGAUACGCAGAAAGUCGUUUCGAAGGCACUUGGUGUGGAUUACAACCGCAUCGUUUGCAAGACCAAAAGACUCGGAGGUGGUUUUGGUGGCAAGGAGACGAAGGCAUCUAUCAUAGCUGCUGCUGUUGCUGUUGUUGCUUGUAAGAUUGGUAAACCAGUGCGAAUCAUGCUUGACAGAGACGAGGAUAUGAUCAUGACGGGGGGUCGCCAUCCAUUUUUGAGCAAAUACAAAAUUGGUUUCAACAAGGAUGGCCACAUUAUAGCAGCAAACACAGAUCUGUAUUCAAACGCUGGCUGGAGCGUCGAUCUGUCUUUAGCGGUACUUCAAAGAGCUGUAAUGAAUUGCGAAAAUUCUUAUUUUAUUCCGUGUUGGAGGUCCUCUGGGCGCUGUUGUAGGACAAACCUCGCUUCCAACACUGCUUUCCGUGGAUUCGGGGCUGUGCAAGGGAUGAUGAUGGCUGAAACAUGGAUUAAUGAAAUUGCAACAUUUUUGGAGAGAGACCCGGCAGAAAUCAGAGAGAAGAACAUGUACCAAGGUGGAGAGCUGACCCACUAUAAACAGGUUAUGGAACCUGGGACCAGAAGGUGCUGGGACAAAUGCAUUGAGAAGAGUAAUUAUUACAAACGCAGACAAGAGGUGGAAAUAUUUAACGAUGGAAGCAGAUGGAAAAAGCGUGGCGUUGCCAUUGUCCCUGUGACAUAUGGCAUAGGCAUCGAAGUUCCGCAUUUUAAUCGCGGCGGUGCCCUUGUGCAUAUAUACUUUGAUGGAAGCGUACUGGUUUCACACGGAGGAGUCGAAAUGGGUCAGGGAUUGCAUACGAAGAUGAUUCAAGUGGCAAGCACUGUCCUUGAGAUACCUCACAACAAGAUUUUCAUCUCGCAUACUGCAACAGACAAAGUGCCCAACACGAUUGCAACCUCUGCAAGUCACAGCUCUGAUUUGCAAGGAAUGGCUGUAAUGGACGCUUGUCAGAAACUGAUGAAGCGUUUAGAACCGUACCGACAGGAAGAGGAGUCAUGGAACGACAUUGUGAAGAAGGCCUACUACGACAGAGUGUGUUUAUCAGCGACUGGUUACUACAAAACGCCAGACAUUGGGUACGACAUCAAGACGAACAUUGGACGAGCGUAUAAUUAUUACACCUUUGGAGUUGGAUGCUCUGUUGUGGAAAUCGAUUGCUUGACAGGCGACAAUAAAAUACUCAGCACUGAAAUCGUGAUGGAUCUUGGGGAGUCUCUCAACCCUGCUAUUGACAUUGGUCAGAUUGAAGGUGCAUUUAUGCAGGGCUAUGGCCUGUUUGUACUGGAACAAUUCCAACAUUCACCAAAUGGAGUGCCAUUGACAGUUGGUCCAUCGACGUACAAAAUACCUGGUUUUGGUGAUGUGCCUGAAGAAUUCAACGUUUCUCUCCUUAGUGGCUCUCCAAACGUAAGGGCCCUCUAUUCUUCGCGAGCUGUUGGUGAGCCACCAUUGUUUCUUUCCGCAUCUGCAUUUUUUGCAAUCAGGGAUGCCAUUAGGUAUGCUCGUAAAGAUGCCGGCUACAAUGGAAUCUUCAAACUAGAGGCACCAGCAACGGCAGAACGAAUCCGCAUGGCAUGUCAAGAUCCGCUGACUGAAAUGGUGCCUGAAUUUGAGAAAGGCACUUUCCAGCCGUUGUUCAUACAAGUCUGAUUUGCUUGGACAAGAUCGUUUUAACUGAAGAAGAUUAUUUGCUAUCAUUUUUUGUGCUGUUCGUUAUAUAUAUACUUUGUUUUGUACUGCAGCGAGCUUGUAAGGCAAAUAGAUGCUCGAUGUGCACCACAUGAAUAUAACGUGGUGUAUUUUUAAGAAUUUUAUAUAUAGAAUAAAGACCUAUUUCUAAAUUCAAGAAUCUGUGUGAUGAUAAGAAAAUGGUUCUCAACUAUCUAAACAGAAUUUGUAACUACCUUGAUAAUGACAAAAUUGAUUACGUAAUGAGGUUUUUUCGAUAGUAUUAGCAUCCUAUGUUUUUUCGUAGUUUUGAUAUUUUGAUUGUAAUCCCUUUUACAAAAUUUGUAAUUUUGCAGUAGUAUUCUAACUAGUAUUUUGAAGACAAUUUUAUCAAACAAUAUAUUCACUGAGAGUAAGGACCCUUCUCCAUUGCCCUCAAGACUUUCG
This is a messenger RNA of Rhopilema esculentum, 5915 nucleotides long. Its product is annotated as xanthine dehydrogenase. The record is from RefSeq and is a predicted model, not a curated record. NCBI's taxonomy places the organism in Eukaryota, Metazoa, Cnidaria, Scyphozoa, Rhizostomeae, Rhizostomatidae. Gene Ontology annotation, molecular function: FAD binding; 2 iron, 2 sulfur cluster binding; xanthine dehydrogenase activity.